Messenger RNA from Meloidogyne enterolobii, 934 nucleotides. Lineage: Eukaryota; Metazoa; Nematoda; Chromadorea; Rhabditida; Meloidogynidae. The record is from the annotation of a GenBank genome assembly.
AUGUUAAAAACUGGAAAAAUUGCCAGCGCCGGAAAACAACGUCAUUGUAACGAGGCAAUUGAGAAGUAUGAGAGAUCUCAGGGUCUUGUUCCAACUAAAGCUUCAAAACAAAAGGAGGCCAAAUUGGAAAAUAUUGAAGAUUCCAAGCCUUCGACCUCUUCAGCUUCUAAACAAGUCUCUUCGAAUGGCAAAAAUGGAAAGAAAAAUGGAAGGAAGAAGGGGAAGAAGCGAGCUAGUUCUGUUGGUUUAGUUGUUAAAAAGCCGGAGACGAAGAAGCAAAAAUUGGAAGAGUUUCCGGGCACACGAGCAAGAUCUACAUCCUUCACAAAGAGAAAGGGAAGCAAUUCCAGCAAUGGAGGAAAAACGACUGCUUCCACAAAUUCCUUCAGCAAGGACACAACCCCCUUGCGUUCGGAUUCAUUGGAAGGCCAGAAUGGGGCGGGUGUUGUUACACGCAAACACGCGAAAGAAAACAAUGAAAAUGGAGGAGUGUUGACAAAGAAGCAUUCCAAAUUAAAUGUCGCAAAUAUUUCUCUGAUAACGAGUGUCCACCCGAGCGGAAUUGAGGGGAUAAUGGAUCUCGUGGCUGAUGUUGUUAUGAAAGAUGGGUCAAUCAAAUCAGUCCUUACGGAAACGUUGAAGAAUGAGGCGCCUAAAAUUCUCUUUGACUAUUACGAAAGGGCGAUGGAAUUGAAAGAUUAAUAAAAGAAGUUUUAAAAAAUUUGUUGGACAAGAAAUCUCUUAUUUGUUAUUCUAGAAAGUUGUAGAGAAAUUCGGUUAUUUUUUAAAUUUUAAUAUUAUAUUGCUUAUUGAAUUGCCUUUUACUUUUAUUUUUUCUGGGGGAGAGGGGAUUUCUAAAUUUUAUUUUGAAUUAAAAAUUAUUUUUUUUGGGGGACAAAAAGAAGUGUUUAAUUUAAAUUUGGGUUGGCUUCCG